Molecule: messenger RNA, 5014 nt
Organism: Odocoileus virginianus texanus
Lineage: Eukaryota; Metazoa; Chordata; Mammalia; Artiodactyla; Cervidae
Gene: STAM
Product: signal transducing adaptor molecule
Biological process (GO): protein transport to vacuole involved in ubiquitin-dependent protein catabolic process via the multivesicular body sorting pathway
Cellular component (GO): ESCRT-0 complex
Molecular function (GO): phosphatidylinositol binding; ubiquitin binding
Source: RefSeq, a predicted model, not a curated record
GCCGCCGCUGCUGCCGCGGUUGCUGAGGGUCUGGGAGAGCUGGGGCUGUCGCGGGCCGUGGAGAGUCCUUCUCGGCCGCUGUUUUUGCCCGAGGAGACUUCCUUCCUAGGUCGCACCCUGACUCCCGUGGUGUCGAGGGGGAGUCCCUGCGGACACCUCUGCACGCAGUGGAGAUGCCUCUGUUUGCCACCAAUCCCUUCGAUCAGGAUGUCGAGAAAGCAACCAGUGAGAUGAAUACUGCUGAGGAUUGGGGCCUCAUUUUGGAUAUUUGUGAUAAAGUCGGUCAGUCUCGCACUGGACCUAAAGAUUGUCUUCGGUCUAUUAUGAGGAGGGUAAACCAUAAAGAUCCUCAUGUGGCUAUGCAGGCUCUCACCCUUCUAGGAGCGUGUGUAUCAAACUGUGGCAAAAUUUUUCACUUAGAAGUAUGUUCGAGAGAUUUUGCUAGUGAAGUAAGCAACGUAUUAAACAAGGGUCAUCCUAAAGUGUGUGAAAAACUGAAGGCUCUUAUGGUUGAAUGGACAGAUGAAUUCAAGAAUGAUCCACAGCUUAGUCUAAUAUCAGCAAUGAUUAAGAACCUGAAGGAACAGGGUGUUACGUUUCCAGCUAUUGGCUCUCAGGCUGCAGAGCAAGCGAAAGCAAGCCCAGCUCUGGUAGCCAAGGAUCCUGGUACUGCGGCUAACAAAAAAGAAGAGGAAGAUUUAGCGAAAGCCAUUGAGUUAUCCCUGAAGGAACAAAGGCAGCAGUCAACCACCCUUUCCACUUUGUAUCCAAGCACAUCCAACCUCUUAACUAACCAUCAACAUGAAGGCCGGAAAGUUCGUGCUAUAUAUGACUUUGAAGCUGCUGAAGAUAAUGAACUGACUUUUAAAGCUGGAGAAAUUAUUACAGUUCUUGAUGACAGUGACCCCAACUGGUGGAAAGGGGAAACCCAUCAAGGCAUGGGGCUCUUCCCCUCGAAUUUUGUGACUGCAGAUCUCACUGUUGAGCCUGAAAUGAUUAAAACGGAGAAGAAGACGGUACAAUUUAGUGAUGAAGUUCAGGUAGAAACGAUAGAACCAGAGCCAGAACAAGCCUACAUUGAUGAGGAUAAAAUGGACCAGUUGCUACAGAUGUUGCAAAGUACAGAUCCCAGUGAUGAUCAACCGGAUCUUCCAGAGUUACUUCAUCUUGAAGCAAUGUGUCACCAGAUGGGGCCUCUCAUUGAUGAGAAGCUGGAGGAUAUUGAUAGAAAACAUUCAGAACUCUCAGAACUGAAUGUUAAAGUGAUGGAAGCCCUGUCCUUGUAUACCAAGUUAAUGAAUGAAGACCCUAUGUAUUCCAUGUAUGCAAAAUUACAGAAUCAGCAGUAUUAUAUUCAGUCAUCUGGUGUUUCUGGUUCUCAGGUGUACCCACCUCAGAGUGGUGCUUACCUGGUCGCAGGGAGCGCCCAGAUGAGCCACCUGCAGAGCUACAGCCUGCCCCCCGAGCAGCUGUCUUCCCUCAGCCAAGCAGCAGUGCCGCCAUCUGCAAGCCCAGCCCUUCCUACUCAGCAAGCCCAGGCUUCCUACCCCAACACAAUGGUCAGCUCCGUCCCGGGAAGUACGUAUCCCAGCCCGGCUUCAGUGUACAGUCCUCCCCCUGCCGCCACAGCUGCUCCCGACGUCACCAUCUACCAGAACGCAGGGACCAGCCUGUCCCAGGUGCCGAACUAUACGUUACCGUCCACAAUGCCCCAGCCUGGGGGCAGCCAGCAGCCACCUCAGCCGCAGCAGCCGUACUCCCAGAAGGCUCUGCUAUAGGACUGGAGUCCCCUUUGUGGCAAAUACCCGCCGAUCGCCAAUGGCAAUGUUACGAGAUCCUUUAAUAUCUUAAGAUUGGUUCACCCUCAGCUUAUAGGAAUCGUAUCUUGGUCAACACGUUCCAAUGUUCAAGAAGGGAGAUCCCUCUUCAAUUUGCACUGACUUUUUAGAGGGUCUCCCCUCCCCUCCCCUGUGAGGAAUGAAACUACUUACAACGUGUAAUUCCUUUCAUAAUAUGAAAGGAUCAAUGCAAGAUUAUCUGUCUCGUAAAACCACCUGGCCUGCAAAGAGUCAAACUUAGCAACACUGUUGUGGCAAACAUUGUGUACAUAGGUUGCUGUGUAACUUCACUACUGGCCAUUUUGAAUCACAAGUGGUGAUCAUGUGAAUAUAUUUAACACUGUUAAAUUAAUUGACCUUGCUAUUUUAUUUUAAUCAUGAACAGCUACCAUGUUUCAUAAUGUUUUGUGUAAAUUGAAGAUAAUUACACUAUCCUUUUAAACUGCAAGAGAACAAAACUGUAGCAUAUGUACAUGAAGGUGUUAUGUUGUCCCCGUUUCAGUUUCCCAUUCAACUGAACCUUCCUGGGAGUAAUUGGGAGCUGAACGCACGUAUGUUAUGUCAUUCUGUAGCCUCUGCAUACUACUAGCUGUCAUCACACCAGCGUACAGUAGCUAAAUUUUUGGUGCAUUUCUAGCAAAUGAUGAUGUUCCCCUUGAAACUUUGACAUUUUGGCAUGAUAUAUCAGAAUACUGUGGGACCAUGAGACAAAAAUCAAGUUGGACUGCAUUCUUUUAUACCUUAACUUUUAAAGAGAUAAUGUCGAUUUACUUUUUCCUAGUAGAAGAUAGUAAUUAGGUUUUUAAGCUGUAUACUGUGUUUAUUGGUGGCAGUGACACCAAAGAUAGAGGCAAAGAAUAGAAGCUUUUAAACUGGAAAGAGAACAGGAAUUACACUACAAUUUCAGUCUCUUGUAAUUAUUUGGGCUACCGUGAAAUUCAAUUCAUCUGUCUUAUUCCACUGCUAGUCUUUUAAAUAUGUCUUUAACACGUUGUAUCCUUUAAUUCUUCAUUAAAAUGAGUGUAAGUAGACGUUUCAAAGUCAUCUAGAUUCCUGGCUUUGCUUAACAGUUUGUAUAUUUAUUCUUGUCUUUGAAAUUGGAUUUAUAGGCUGUUUUCUCUCUCUCCUCUCUUUUACAGUUCCCGAAUGGAAUUAUUUUGGCUUCUUAUUCAGAAGCAGUUUUAAAUGAAUGCUUUUUCUUUUAAUCCAUAUGAAAUAUGUUUUCUGCUGAUAUUUUAAUCUCCUUAAAUAUUUAUAAUUUCCCAAGUUGUGCUGUUAUUUAACACUGUUAUUGAAACAACUGAAGAAUUGAGUACCAUAGUAAAUGAACUGAUUUAUUAACAGGUUUCACACCAUAAAUGAAGAUUUAAUUUGUAUUUUCUGAGACUAUAUUGUGAUCAGGUACUUGCUUUCCCUUUUGACACCAUGAUUCUACCUUUGACAAGGUAGGUUCAAAUUUACAUCACCCUAAUUUGUGUUUUCCUAAGUUUAGAGUACUUUGCCCUCAAACAGUAAUUUUAAAAUUCGAAAUCAAACUUUACAUUAAAAUUUUUAAUAUGUUGUUUUUUGCUAAACAUUGUCAAAAGAUUGUAAUAUUUUUCAUUGCCAUUUGAAUAGUUUAAGUGAUACACUUUGUCUCAAUUCAUACUGUAUUUUUCUCUGUCUUUUGAUAAAUUCCCCAAUACCAAUGGCAAAAUGUAUCAUUGUCCCAUUUUGUUUUGAUACGCUUCAUGCUGUAAAAUCAAUGACAUAUUCUCUAGUAUGUGUUUUGCCUUGUAAAAGUCAAAGAAUGGUGAAAUGAAAAAAGGCUAUUCUUAUUACAAGGCAUGUGUAAGUUUCUUUACCUAGUAAUAUUACUAGGCUUUUAUAAAGAUUUAAAUGAUGAAUACUUAAAAAUACUUUAAAACUAGUACUAUAUUAUAAGCUUGCAGGUUUCUUUUACUAGGCUUCCCUGGUGGCUCAGUGGUAAAGAAUCUGCCUGCAGUGCAGGAGAUGCUGGUUUGAUCCCUGGGUUGGGAAGAUCCCCUGGAGAAGGAAAUGGCAACUCACUCCAGUUUUCUUGCCUGGGAAAUCCCAUGGAUAGAGGAUCCUGGCGGGUUAUGAUAGUCCAUGGAGUCACAAAAGAGCUGUAGAUGACUUAGCAAUUAAACAGCUUUCACUUACUAGGUAUGAAAAUACCAGAUGGAAAAAAAUUCCACCGAAAAGGAAGCACUGGAUUUUCCAUCUUUCAGGUGACAGGGCAAGGAUAGAAAUAGGAGAGGACUAAUUAGGAGCACAGUGAUUUUGUUCUGCAACCAGAGUAUGUGCUGCACCUUUGUAACAUUUUUCUUUAACAGGUAGCUGUCCCCUUUUAAAGGGAAUUGAAUUAUUUAUAAAAUAAAUUAGCUAUAAUAAGAAUUUCUGGGAAGCAAAUUUUACUUCUCAGUAAAACUUUUUUUUGCUUUUAUAAAGUAAAAGUAAAAAGGUUUUUUUUACUUUUAUAAAGUUUUAUAAAGUUUGUGUAUCCUUAAGCCAGUGACAUCUGAAUGGAAAAACUCUGCCCAGUUACUGUCUAGCAAGAGUAGCCAACAAACCCCAUGGUCAGUCGGAUGGCUAAUACAUCAGUGUCUUAAACCUACCUACUAGUAAUGAUACAUAGUGCGUCCUUCCCCUGAUUUCCCCGAACUCCGUGGUCCUGCUUUGCUGUUCCUGUCUCUCCUACUCAUGAGGAACCUUUUUCUGUGCCAGAGAUUUUCUUCACUGUAUUAAAAACUUCUGAAAGUUUGUCUGUAUACCUCUUAAUUUAUGUAAUUAAAAUGCUUAGUAGACCCCUAGUGUUCUUUUCUCAUAGUUUUCAUAAAUGACACAUGUAUAAUUCAGCAUGAAACUUACCUUUAGUCCCAGGCUUCAAGUUUAUAAAAGAUAAAUUAGUGUCCUAUCUGAUAAACUCUGCAACUGCGAAAACUAUAGUUAUUUUCUAAAUUGAGGUCCAUUGGUAUAAUUUGUCAAAUUUUCAUGUAAGACAUUAAAAUCACUGUUUUCUUUUUCUCAUCUUACCAGUUAGCAAUUAUACAGUGUUGUUGUAUCAUUCUUUAUUUAAUAGCAAAAUCAUAUAAUUUUCUAAUUUAAAAAGUUUUUCAUUGUCAAUGAAUCUUUGUACCCUUUAGAAUAAAGUAGAAACUUAACUAUUUCUCAAA